UUGUGAAGUUUAUUUCUCAUGUUCAAGUAGAAACGUGCACGUUAAUGGUUUUGAUGUUAUUAUGAUGAUGUUGGAUUAAUCUUGCAUGUUUGUAUUUGCACAAUAUGACGUUAUUCGUUAUUCUAUGUCGGGAAGCUGAAAGUGAAAGUACCAUGUGAAGGCGUAACCCAUACUCUGAAUGUGUCCUCAGCCUGAGUGAUUUCAGCCUGUCCUAGAAUAUCUCCAGCUGAUGCGCAACAGCAAAUAGCCUGUUUCGCAAGAAUCGGAAAUCUCGUGACGCGGGGUUAGUUCCACUGUGGGUCUGCGGCUAUUAGACUGAUAUGCUCUUUUCUCAAAUAUCGCUUCUUACCUUUUCUGCUUUGUCUGUUUUCCAAGUUGCUGUUGUAUACUCUAUAAAGAAAUUAAUUUCUGCUUGUUUGUGGCUUACAUCCACUCAGACCGUUGCUCGAAUUUACCGGCGGGUGGUUUUAUUUCCCGAGCUGUCAUACAGUAUAGGCUACACAGCUGCUCAUUCAGAAAUUCUCCUGCUCGUAUCACCGUAUGACUAACAUUAUUUAUAGCAAGUAUUUUUCAAGGACGAUCUGGUGUUGCUGGGGCUUUGAAGGACGAGACUGCUGAAGUGAAUCUAGAGGAUGACAAAGUGUAAAACAGACUGCAUCGAAAGGCCUCUGUCUCUGGCAUUUGAAAAGCUUGGUCGUGUUGUUGGCAGAUAUCCAUGUGUGUUUCUUUUAUCAGCUAUAUGUGUAGCUGCUUCCCUCGGAAGUGGUUUCAUCUUUUUUCAGGAGAGGAAGGCCAAUGAUAUUGAAGAUCAGUUUACACCUGUCAAUGGACCUGCCAAGUUGGAAAGGGCGAUUGUGGUGGAAAAUUUCCCACAAUCUGAAGAGUUUUCUCAGUUUCGGCUUGUGUCUGAAGGCACUUAUGCCUCUUUGAUCAUCACAGACUUGCAUGGUGAAAAUAUAUUAACUGAAGCUGCUUUUAAUGACAUUAUAGAGCUAGACAGACGAGUGAAAAGUAUAAUGACCAGAAACACUUUUGAAAACCUCUGUGUCAAAACAAAGGGAAGGUGCAUGUCAAAUGUAGUUUUAGACAUUAUAAAUUACAGUGCUACUGAAAUCGUUUCUUCAAACAUAAAAUAUCCGAUGAAUAAUGGCAUGUUUUUGGGAACAACCAUCGGCGGUGUAGAGCUAAAGCCAAAUAGCUCAGAACUCACCAGUGCCAAAGCGGUCAGGCUUUUUUAUUUCUUAGAUGAAAAGAAGACAAAAGAAAACUCUGACUGGCUUGAUGGCUUUCUAAAACUCCUCUCAAAUGCUACAGAGCAGAAAACGGUCCAUGUGUCUUAUUUUACAUCAACAUCAAGACAGAAUGAGCUCGAGACCAAUUCAGACUCUAUCAUCCCCCUCUUCUCUGUUACGUAUUCCCUGGCCAUUACCAUUUCAAUUCUGUCUUGUUCAAGGUUGGACUGUGUCAGGACAAAGGUGUGGGUGGCCACGUUCGGCGUUGUCUCCGCUGGGUUGGCCGUGUUGGCCAGCUUUGGACUGCUGCUGUUCUGUGGGAUGCCGUUUGCCAUGACCGUGGCCUCAGCCCCCUUUCUGAUCCUUGGUGUUGGUGUUGACGACAUGUUCAUUAUGAUCUCCUGCUGGCAGAAGACUAAAGUUAAUAAAGCUGUUGAGUUUCGUUUAGCAGAAACGUAUAAAGAGGCCGGAGUGUCCAUCACUAUCACCACGCUGACAGAUGUUCUGGCUUUCUACAUCGGUCUCAUGACACCCUUCCGCUCAGUUCAGUCUUUCUGCAUGUACACCAGCACAGCUCUUCUGUUCUGCUACAUCUUUAACAUCACCUUCUUCGGUGCGUGUCUCGCACUAAACGGACGGAGAGAGAAAGGCAACAGGCACUGGCUGACCUGCAUGAAAGUCCCAGAAGCCACUGGUGAUGAUGGAGGUUGUUGUGUUGGUGGGGCGUAUGAUAAAAACACACAUAAGGAAUUCGAAAUGCCAGUGGAUUCAUUCUUUAAAAAGUAUUACGGCCCUUUUCUGAUAAGAGCGUCGUGUGUGUGAUCUAUGCCGGGUAUUUGGCAGUCAGUAUCUAUGGAUGCUUCCAAAUGCAGGAAGGUCUAGAUCUGAAACAUUUAGCAGCAGACGGCUCAUAUGUUGGUAGUUACUAUGACAAAGAAGAUGAAUUCUUCUCUUCCUACGGUCCCAGUGUCAUGUUAGUUAUAAAGCAUGAAGACUUUCAGUACUGGAACCCAACUGCUCGUAAAAGUCUUCACUUGUGUUUGGAAAAUUUUCAA
This is a messenger RNA of Ctenopharyngodon idella (grass carp), 2287 nucleotides long. Its product is annotated as patched domain-containing protein 3-like. The coding region runs from base 633 to 2054 and encodes 473 amino acids. NCBI's taxonomy places the organism in Eukaryota, Metazoa, Chordata, Actinopteri, Cypriniformes, Xenocyprididae. Gene Ontology annotation, cellular component: membrane. The record is from RefSeq and is a predicted model, not a curated record. The transcript is spliced from 5 exons.